AUGUUAAAGUCAACAAACUCAAACGGUGUGUCCGUAUAUCAGGUUUCUGGUACGAAUGUAGCCAGAUCACUUCCUGAUUGGAUAGCACGGAAAAGAAAGAAAGCACUUAGAUAUGAUGUGGAUUAUCAAAACAGGGUGGAGUUAAUUCAAGAUUUCGAGUUUAGCGAGGCAUCAAACAAAAUCAGGGUGACGAAUGAUGGUCAGUAUGUAAUGGCAACAGGUACAUACAAACCACAAAUACACGUUUAUGAAUUUUCUAAUUUAGCCAUCAAGUUUUCCAGGCAUACAGAUGCAGAAAACGUCGAUUUUACGUUAUUGAGUGAUGACUGGACAAAAUCAAUACAUCUUCAGAAUGACAGAUCAUUAGAGUUUCAGAUAAAAGGUGAGAGAUAUUACAAGACAAGAAUUCCGAAAUAUGGUCGAUGCCUUGCCUACAAUGAUGUUUCAUGCGAUUUGUACGUCGGAGCCUCCAGUGAUGAAGUUUUCAGAUUGAAUUUAGAAAGGGGAAGAUUUAUGAGGCCAUUUACAAUUGAAAGUAACGGGGGAGUCAACAGUAUUGAUAUUAAUAAACUCCACGGUCUUGUUAGCAUGGGUUUAGAUGAUGGUACAGUUGAAUUUUGGGACCCUAGAGCCAAGCAGAGAGUGAUAAAGGCAGUCAUAAAUGAUGGAAGUGGAGCAAAAGGAGAGAUAACUUGCGUUAAAUUCAGAAGAGAUGCUUUAAGUUUUGCAUGCGGUACAUCGAAUGGUGUGUCUUUGCUAUAUGAUCUUCGUAACUCUAAACCAUUAAUAACAAAAGAUCAAGGUUAUGGAUUUGGAAUCAAGGACAUUAUCUGGUUGGACAACACUGGAGCGGAGGUCAAUAACGACUUGAUAUUGACAUCUGAUAAGAAGAUUGCGAAGAUAUGGAAUAGAAAUACCGGAAAGCCAUUUGCAGCAAUGGAACCGAGUGUCGACAUUAAUGAUGUGGAAUAUGUUCCAAACUCAGGCAUGUUCUUUAUGGCAACCGAAUCGAUUCCUAUGCAUACAUAUUACAUACCAGCACUUGGACCUGCACCUAAAUGGUGCUCGUUUCUUGACAAUAUUACUGAGGAAUUGGAGGAGAAGCCUUCUGAUACUGUUUACUCCAACUACAGGUUCAUUACUAGAGAUGAUGUUAAGAAAUUGAAUAUAGAACAACUUGUUGGAACAAGAUUAAUGAAAGCUUAUAUGCAUGGUUACUUUAUCAAUACCGAGCUUUAUGAUAAGGUGAAGUUGAUUGCAAACCCAACCGCACUUGAAGACGAAAGAGAAAGGGAGGUUAAGAAACGGAUUGAGAAAGAAAGAGAAUCGAGAACAAGAACUGCUGGAGCAGUUACUGACACAAAGAUUAAAGUUAAUAAAAGUAUUGUGGGUCACUUGGAAAAGAAGUUUGGCUCCAAUGUUGCAGAGAAUGUUGUGAAUGAUGAACGUUUCAAAGAAAUGUUCGAAGACCCUGCAUUCCAGGUUGACGAAUCUAACUUGGAUUAUCAGCAGAUUAAUUCCGGUACUGCUUUGGGUGGCUUGAAACCUUUAACCGCUGCUGAGGAAUCUGAUGAAGAGAGACUUGAGGAAGAAAAGAAUGACGAGAUGUCAUUGGACGAGCAAGAUGAAGAAGGAAAUGAGGAUGAAGAAGAAAAUGAAGAAGAUUCCGAAGAUGAAAAGGCGAAGAUGGAAGCUGAAGAGGCACGGAAAGAAAAGAUAAGAAAGCGGCUAUUAAAGAGAGAGCACGAGAGAAAACUAGAGGAAGAAAGAAAGAGGAAGUACUUGUCUCAUCUUAAGACUCUAGGAGGAGUGACUGAAUUGGAUAAAGGAUUGGCCGAAAACAAAAAGAAAAAUCUCUCGUUUGCAGAACAGGUGGCAAUACAAAGAAAGAAGAACCAAAAAGAAAAAAUGAAGAAGAAAAACGUCAGAAUACAUAAAGCUCCUUCUGGCGCUGCAGAGAUUACUUUUAUUCCUCGUGGUAAAUCGAAAAAGACACGGUCGAGUGAUGAAAACCUACAGGGAAAGAAGAAACAGAUUUAUGAAGGAAGAAGAAGAGCCAGCAAAAAUACGUUUAGGGGAAUGUAG
Messenger RNA from Brettanomyces bruxellensis, 2085 nucleotides. RefSeq lists its product as uncharacterized. Gene Ontology annotation, molecular function: protein binding. The record is from RefSeq and is a predicted model, not a curated record. Bases 1 to 2085 code for a protein of 694 amino acids. Gene Ontology annotation, biological process: maturation of SSU-rRNA from tricistronic rRNA transcript (SSU-rRNA, 5.8S rRNA, LSU-rRNA). The transcript has a single exon. Gene Ontology annotation, cellular component: nucleolus; 90S preribosome; small-subunit processome. Lineage: Eukaryota; Fungi; Ascomycota; Pichiomycetes; Pichiales; Pichiaceae.